Mercenaria mercenaria is the source of this 425-nucleotide messenger RNA. RefSeq lists its product as uncharacterized. The transcript has 2 exons. The coding region runs from base 24 to 425 and encodes 133 amino acids. NCBI's taxonomy places the organism in Eukaryota, Metazoa, Mollusca, Bivalvia, Venerida, Veneridae. Gene Ontology annotation, molecular function: DNA binding. The record is from RefSeq and is a predicted model, not a curated record.
UACGUUCUUCUACGCUUUCAGAAAUGCCUAGAACAUAUACUCAUAAGAAACGAGGCAAGACAAUGAACUAUGAUACAAAACAACUAGCUGAUGCCUUGAAAGCGCAUCAAAAUGGGAUGUCCAUCAGAGAAGCUUCAAAAGCAUACAAUAUCCCAAAAUCAACACUAGCUGACAGAGCUAGUGGCAGAUAUGAGGUAAAUGUAACUCAUGGUCGUCCGUGUGCGAUACCAAUUGAAGUUGAAAAGAAAAUUGUCGAAACAGUGAAAGUAGCCGCUGAGAGGGGAAUUGGAAUUUCGCGGAAGCAGUUGCUACUUAGGACAAAUGUGUUGUGCCAACGCAUUCAGGUGCAUACAUCCUAUAAGAACUUCCACGCAGGUAAAAACUGGUGGGAAGGCCUCAAGAGACGUCAUGGGCUUUACACUUAG